AUGCCUUCUCCCCCACCUAAGAAGCGACCCAUCACCGAUUUCUUCAAACCAUACUUCAAAAGCAACGUUCCGGCCAAACGGCCGUCUCCUUUGAUCGAAGAUGCAGAGCAGCAGAAGAACCCGUCCAAGGAUGUCGGUCUCAUGACCACUCCCAAGGCUGCCAGACGGUCUGCGAAUGUACACGCUCACACUCCUGCAUCAUCUUCCGCUCUUUCGCCGUCGUCCGUCCCGGGUUCCCGAGCGUCUCUUCCCAUCCGCAGCCCCCGACCUCACCUGUCAGUCGAGCCGCCCUCGACGUACAAGAAGCCGCCUGACUUCGGCAAAGCCGCAAGGAAAGAUUCUUCAUCCCCCACCCCCGUCAAGCCCCUGAAAACGCCCUCCUUCGCGGAACUGCCGAACUCAACCCAGGCCGUGAUCAAAAAUGGCGAGGUCAUCGAAAUCCUUGAUUCAGACGAGGAUGAUUCGGAGUCGCUGAAGUCGUUGGAGUCACUGGAUGAUAUCCUGGGAAGAGCAAAGGGAGGUCAUGUCACCUCUCUGUCGUCUUCUCCCGAGCCAGAUGAAACACGGCUCGAAGCCGAGCGCUUGAAGACACUGAGCUUGUUUACCAGAGGUCGUUCGAACCCUUCGAUGAGCAAGGAGAAACUGAGAGCGUUGUAUGCCAGAGAGCUGGAGCACCGGUUCGAUAUAUCUGGAAUCUUAAAUGAGCAUUUUGACGACGAAGAAUUAGAACAAAAGGUCAAGAGAUCUCGAGCCGAUUUCCAAGAAGCCGUGAAAGCCUCGGAGGUCGAGACCAAUGCGAACCUCGAUAAAAAACUACUCGCAGCGGUCGCAACCACUGAAGAUGGAGAGGCGGGGGUUUCAAGGCUCAUGGACGCCGUGGAACGCACGGAGGCUCUGGCAUCCAACUGUGUCUUUUUGUUUUUCGGUAUCAAUGGCUUGAACGACUGGCACCACGAGUCUCCUGCGCGCGUUGAUUUCCCUGCUGGAGCGAUUCCAGACGACCUGUGGCGCCCAGGGGACGAUGGGGCCCUGUCGCGGGUAUUUUUGUCUGGCUAUAUGGCUGAGCUCGCCGCCAAAGGACGCUUAUCCGACGAGGCCCUGAACUGGACUUUUCAGAACGUGGUUAUCGAGCGGGAGGAUGAUGUACGGUCGGCGUAUAUCCAGUGUCUGCGAAACGCGAGCUCUUCAUGGACCCGAACAAACUUGACCCCCCAAGACGUGCAGACCGUCUUCCAGACUUUAGGAGCAGAUGAUGUCAGUCUCCAAGACUCCGUCUCGAUUCAACCCCGGCACCGCCUGCUCAGAGCACCCUCGAAGCGUGAUCCGAAAUACCUUCUGGCCGCCUUGGAGUUGUUUCAAUCAAUCUGCCAUGAUAUGGACUUUAUGGCACUGAGCAGACUGACUUCGAUUGUCUGCCGAAUCGCCGUCGACUGUGGACUCAUGAGUGAUGCUCGUAUAUCCUGCAAAGUCGAAGGAAUGCUGGAAACACUGCUAUCCUUACCGGAGCCCACUCUGCGGUCUCACAUUGCUGAGAGCAUGGUUGCAGAUGUCGGUCACCACCUGGAGGACGCAGUUUUGCAGGCCCAUCUGCUCUCACAUAUCCUUCCAACGUCGACAACAGCAUGCAGGGUGCGCAUCUCACUUGCGCAGUGUUUUCUUCUCGGAGUUGAUGUACUCAAAGGCGAUAAAUCUCUCAAGCCUCGAAUCUCUCUUGAUAUCCUCGCAGAGCACGUUUCAACAUCCUCGUCUUUUGACACCAGACGUCGCAAAGGACCCAACGCUCUCGACUAUGUCGCUUUACAUGCGCUGACUUCCGUUCUUGAUGUUGCAAUAUCUGAUGGUGGCCGUCCCACGACCUUUCCCUCACGCGCUGAAGAGGUUUUGUUCAACAGAUCAGUGGAUCGUCUGGCAGACAGCAUCCGAUCCACGUAUAUCUCAAUCAUCGACACAGGCGCCUCGCACAUGACGCGGACUGAGGCAAAAGACGUCCUACAAGCCCUUCAUUGGCGCCUUUUAUACAGCGUACGGACUGAGUUGCGCCCGAAGAAGAACAUCUUCGACGGCACAACCAGAAGGAUCCAGGAUGCAGAGGAGGUUCGCACGGAGGACAAAGGCAAGGACUUCAUGAAACACUUUUUGGCACGGAGGAAGGAAAAGCAGCAGGGGAAAGCGCAAGAGAACGACCUGCAGAAUACGCCACGGAACGAGGCUUCCGCUACAUUCGCAACAGCCACAUCGUCUGGGGAAUCGUCAGCAUGUUCUGAGACAGAGAAGUCGAUCCGCAAGCAGCUCGGGCUGAGCGAGUAA
Capronia coronata CBS 617.96 is the source of this 2307-nucleotide messenger RNA. RefSeq lists its product as uncharacterized. The transcript has a single exon. Lineage: Eukaryota; Fungi; Ascomycota; Eurotiomycetes; Chaetothyriales; Herpotrichiellaceae. Bases 1 to 2307 code for a protein of 768 amino acids. The record is from RefSeq and is a predicted model, not a curated record.